UCCAGAGGCGGCGGAGCAGCCCGGGCGGGAGGUCACACACGGCGCGGGGACAGCGGCGUCUGAGGGACAUCAGCCCUUGGCAGACAAUGCUGGCGGGACCCCAGGCCACCAGGACAGGUCUUUGAUACCUUCUGCCAGCAAAGCCAACUCGCACAAAGAGUUUACGAUGCUGAGCAACAUUUCUGAAUGUCACCUCUAUGAGGAAAUGGAACCUUUUACCUAUUUUUACUACUUGAUUUUUCUUACGGGAAUUAUUGGAAGCUGUUUCGCACUGUGGGCAUUCACACAGAAGGACCAGAAACAGGAGUGCUUGAGCAUCUACCUAAUCAACCUCCUCACUGCAGAUUUCUUGCUGAUUUUGACUUUGCCGGUGAAGAUUAUUGUUGACCUAGGAAUUGCGUCCUGGAAUCUGAGAAUAUUCCACUGCCAAGUCACGGCCUGCUUCAUCUACCUGAACAUGUAUUUAUCCAUCAUAUUUUUGGGGUUCGUGAGCCUGGAUCGCUGCCUCCAGCUGAUGCACAGCUCUAAGAUCUACCGCAUCCAGGAGCCCGGCUUUGCCAAGAUGUUGUCUGCGGUGGUGUGGGUCACGGUUCUCCUCAUCACCGUGCCCAACAUGGCCAUCCCCAUACAACACGUCCAAGAAAGGCCCGGCAUAGGGUGCAUCGACUUCAAAACAAAGUUUGGGAGGGACUGGCACGUGUUCACCAAUUUCAUCUGCACGGCCAUCUUCCUGAAUUUCUCGGCGGUGAUGCUGGUCUCCAACCUCCUGGCCGCCAGGCAGCUGCGGCGGCACGGGCGCGGGGAGCGCUCGGGCGGCGUGCGGCGGGCGCUGCGGCACAUCCUGCUGCUGACGGCCGCCUACCUGCUGUGCUUCGUGCCCUACCACGCCGUGCGCAUCCCCUACACGCUGAGCCAGGGCAGCGCCAGCGCCGGCUGCGCCCUCAAACGCGCCCUCUUCAAAGCCAAGGAGUCCACGCUGCUGUUUGCCGUCUCAAACCUCUGCCUCGACCCCAUUCUCUACUACCACCUCUCCAGAUCCUUCCGGCUGAAGUUCGCCGAGGCGUUCGCAGCCCCCAGGGGGGCGAAGGCGCUGACGGCCGCGGAGGAGCAGCAGGGAGGGCACAGAUCACAUCAUCGGCAGAGGUCCCUGACCUGUUCCAUGAUGCUGCGAUCCCACGAGCAUCAGCAGACUGCUGGUACCAGCAGCAGGACGUCGCUGUGCAACCCCCAGAGACACUGA
Messenger RNA from Hirundo rustica (Barn swallow), 1240 nucleotides. RefSeq names its product G protein-coupled receptor 171 (gene GPR171). Bases 167 to 1240 code for a protein of 357 amino acids. NCBI's taxonomy places the organism in Eukaryota, Metazoa, Chordata, Aves, Passeriformes, Hirundinidae. Gene Ontology annotation, molecular function: G protein-coupled purinergic nucleotide receptor activity. The transcript has 3 exons. Gene Ontology annotation, biological process: G protein-coupled receptor signaling pathway. The record is from RefSeq and is a predicted model, not a curated record. Gene Ontology annotation, cellular component: membrane.